Fukomys damarensis (Damara mole-rat) is the source of this 1358-nucleotide messenger RNA. RefSeq names its product late endosomal/lysosomal adaptor, MAPK and MTOR activator 3 (gene Lamtor3). The coding region runs from base 353 to 727 and encodes 124 amino acids. Gene Ontology annotation, biological process: cellular response to amino acid stimulus; positive regulation of TOR signaling. The record is from RefSeq and is a predicted model, not a curated record. The transcript is spliced from 7 exons. Lineage: Eukaryota; Metazoa; Chordata; Mammalia; Rodentia; Bathyergidae. Gene Ontology annotation, cellular component: Ragulator complex.
CAGCUUGACACGAGGUAGCCUGAGAGACAACCAUGGCGGGCAAGUCAAGGGAAAAUGCGCAGGCGCAACAGUCCUGGUACGCAGGCGCAGGAUGCUGCUGCGGCGGGGCAACGUGAGGCGGAACGCGCAGGCGUACUAGGUGGUGUGCGCUCCUUGUUUCCGCCGGGUUCACCCGGAAGUCCUUGACAGCCGCUGUCUGCGGUUUGGCAAGUGUUUCCGGAAGCUCGGACGGGGUCGUGAGUCAUGUGACGUUGGCUGGCAGAGGAAGCUGUGUUUGAAUCUGCUGCUAAAGGGCUGUGAGGGACAGUCGGACAGCCGAGAAGACCAGGAGCGGAGGUCGGAACAGCGCGGCAUGGCGGACGACCUAAAGCGAUUCCUGUAUAAGAAGUUACCAAGUGUUGAAGGACUCCAUGCUAUUGUUGUAUCAGAUAGAGAUGGAGUACCUGUUAUUAAAGUGGCCAAUGACAGUGCCCCAGAGCAUGCUUUGAGGCCCGGCUUCUUGUCUACUUUUGCCCUGGCAACAGACCAAGGGAGCAAACUGGGACUUUCAAAAAAUAAAAGCAUCAUCUGCUACUACAAUACCUACCAGGUGGUUCAGUUCAAUCGUUUACCUUUGGUGGUGAGUUUCAUAGCCAGCAGCAGUGCCAAUACAGGACUGAUUGUCAGCCUAGAAAAGGAACUUGCUCCAUUAUUUGAAGAACUGAUAAAAGUUGUGGAAGUUUCUUAACUAACUGUGGUUUCAAUGUGCACCUUGUUCUCAUUAUAACAACACAGUAUCAAUCCAGAAGUCUUUAGACCACAGUAGUCAUUUUAUCCAAUUAUUCAGGAAAGGGCCCUCUUUUCCAUCUCCUACUAAAGAAAGAACCUAAAGAUGGAUGGUUGCAUUUUCUUGUGUAAGCUCUUUUCUUGUUUAGUGAGAUCUGGGGUAACCACGGAAGUGGUUCAGUCUACACAGCUCCCAUGGAGUUAGUCCAGCCUCCAGGUUAGGAUGAGAAUCUACUCAUGGAUCAGAAUCACAGUGGCACCUGAUCCGCUUGCUCCCAGGCCUUUGCAUGGUGAGGAGUAAUGAGAACAUAUUUUUCUUCUUAUGCUUUAUUUCUUUGGAUUGAGUGUGAGGAAGAUAAAAUGGCUUCGUAAAGUUAAUAAAAUCAGUACAAUCGCUAACUUUCCUUUGUAUAUAUUAUUUUGCAGUAUGGGUGAAUAUUACUAAUUAAUUUGGUUCUCAGAGAAUGCUGCUGUUUAAUAAAAGGAAAAUCAUACUUUAUGGUUUUCUUCCUAUUCUGCUUUCUAUAACCAAUCAGUGUUUUAAUGUUUAUGUGUUCUUUAUAAAAUUUAAAUAUGAUAUGUUGCUAAAUUUU